CGAAUGGAAUCAUUCGAUUGUUGAGCACCUCAUCUGUUGCAUGUUACGAUGUUUUAAGCGAAAUUGAGUUAAAAUGGCAUAAAUAUGUUGCGAAGUAGUCAAAGUCAGGCCCACCUGCUGUCUCGCGGUUGUGUUUAUAUUGUGCGAGGCUUAGCUGCAGUAAAAAAAACACCAAGCAAAGAGGAUAAGCGAAAGUUGACAAAAUUAGGGGAAUAUGAACGGACAACGGAGGAUUCCUUGAAUCCUAACUAUUUAGCGCGAACGUUAGGCAGUAACUAUCGUACUUGGGCGCAGGCUCUAGAAAAACAUCCCGAGCUGAAAACGGUCAAACGAAAGGACCUGCUCAAUUCCUAUCACACCUUAAAAGCGUUGAAUUACAGCGUAGAUGAUAUUGUUACAAAACCGAUGAUCAUCUAUUAUGGCGCAUCAACGCUUUCAAAUCGCCAUAGUGUGCUCAUUGAGUGCGGCUUCCAAAAUAUCACCAUCCAAACGUUGUUCAAAUACGUAACUGUUAUAAACAAGCCAAUAGAUAUGCUCAAGGCUCACCGUUGUAUACCUUACGACGUUGAUGUGCCUGAACGUCUCAAAAAAUGCUUUACGAAUGUUCAGCUGUGCAAUUUCCAAUUGCAAGAAAACGUCGAUGAAAGCAUUCCCUUAAAGAUACUAAGACAAAAUAUACUAAAUGCAUAUUUGCGCGAACGUCUACAAAUGGAAGACGCUGACUUGCAGAAGCUGUGGCGUGUAUAUGCGCGCGUACGUCACAAGAGCUUCCGAUCCGUGCAAGAUAUUAUCGAGUUGCUAACUAAAGAGUUUAAGUUUCCAGCAGAACGGCUGCGUAAAAAUAGUUUUCUCCUGCACGGGGAUGCAGACAACGUUCGUCGUAUUCUACAGGAGAUACCCACAAUCAACGACCAUGACAUUCGUGAUAUUGGAUAUCGACGGCCAAAAAUUUUAAUGUCUACAUGUGAUGGUCUUAAGCAAACACUGAAGCACGUUAAAUCCUUUGGAAUUAGGGAGGAUGCUGUGCUACGUUGUCUUGAAGUACUUACUCUAGGACCAGAUACUGUCUUGGAGCGGCUUCGCGAUCUUAACGAAAUAGAGCAGUUUCAGGUGCUGGGUAGCAAUCCGCGUGUACUUCGCCUGGUACACUAUCAGAAUAAAGCACGUCUGCGUCUGGAUUAUUUAAAUCAGCUGCGUGUGCGGUGCGCCUCGUUGCAUAUACUUUCGUGCGGGUCUGAAGCCUUUGCCAAAUUCGCUCGUGAUGGAUCGGAUCGUACAAAAGGUCGGGACAUUGUCGUUUACUUGGGAAAUGUUUUAGAAAAAGAUGAACAGUUGCUACGCAAUGUGCUGUCGCGGCACCCGAACUGGUGUCAUAUACCAGUUCUUCAUGUCAAGCAAUGUCUAGAAUACUUGUUAGGCAAAAAAUUUAAGUUGGAUGAGAUCUUCCACAACAUACACUUGCUGUUGUAUCCAAUCAAACGCAUUGAGGAAAAAAUGUUUCUGUUACAACAUCCAGACACUAUGCAAGAGCUUCGACUGCCUGUUGCCAAUGUUCACGCUCUGGAGAACAAUGAGAUAUUAACGUUGAUUUUAUAUCUAAUUGAAUCCGAAUUUCAUUUUACCGGCGAUGGAAUUUGGACAGAACAGCAUACGCAUCACGUGGAGAAUUUUAAUAAUCUUUUGCCUGACUUUCCCGAAAGUCUCAACAAAGUGUACAAAUAUGGUGUGAAGCCAUCAGAGAAGCUGUCGAUGCAUUACUUAUAAAUAUAUUAAGACAUAAUUAAU
Molecule: messenger RNA, 1785 nt
Organism: Drosophila hydei
Lineage: Eukaryota; Metazoa; Arthropoda; Insecta; Diptera; Drosophilidae
Gene: mTerf5
Product: transcription termination factor 5, mitochondrial
Exons: 4
Coding region: 85-1764 (559 amino acids)
Biological process (GO): termination of mitochondrial transcription; regulation of DNA-templated transcription
Cellular component (GO): mitochondrial matrix
Molecular function (GO): double-stranded DNA binding
Source: RefSeq, a predicted model, not a curated record